Molecule: messenger RNA, 805 nt
Organism: Linum tenue
Lineage: Eukaryota; Viridiplantae; Streptophyta; Magnoliopsida; Malpighiales; Linaceae
Source: the annotation of a GenBank genome assembly
GCGAAAUGGGAAUAUCAUCGCCAAACCCUCUGCGAGUCAGCAUCAGUGCCAGAUUCGUAACAACAAUAUCUCGCUCGAUCUCGAAGGACCCGGAACCAUGGCUGUCCACCACCACCAUCACGGGGAAGCAUGGCAGUAAUCGUACUACUAGACUCUCCAUUAUCGCUCGCAUUGGCUCUUAUCCUCUUCCUAUUCCUAUUUCGCUUCACACUCGUCGCUCUCUAUCUCAUCCUCCUCUUCGCACUCUGUUACAACCUCGUUCACCUCGUUUUCGACCUCCUCUGCUCGUCACCAUCGCCUCCAUGACUUCUUCCGCUUCCUCCGAUCCCAAGACAGUUAGGGUUGUGAUAAAGGGCAGGGUUCAGGGAGUGUUCUACAGGGACUGGACGGUGGGAAACGCGACGGAGUUGGGGCUUAAGGGCUGGGUUAGGAAUCGCAGAGACGGCGCCGUCGAGGCUCUCUUCUCCGGGGACCCGGCUAAGGUUGACGAGAUGGCGCAGCGGUGCCGCCGUGGCCCUCCAUCUGCUGUCGUCACUGCGCUUGAGGUUUUCCCCUGCGAUGACGAUCCUGGCUCCGGGUUUGAGCGCAAACCAACGGUUUGAUUUUCGGGGUUUGUACUUUUUUUCUCUCUCCCUUUUUGUGGAUAUUAUAUAAGUAGCUGGGAAGCCUACCUGUAUCUGCUGCUUUAAUAUGUACGUUUGGCCUACGAAUGAAUAAUAAUGAGUGCCGAAAGUUGAGACCCGCAAUGUAAUUUUGAUCGAUUAUGAAGCUGUGGAACUCAAUGCAGUCUUUUGGCACUUGGUUA